Molecule: messenger RNA, 1614 nt
Organism: Thermothielavioides terrestris NRRL 8126
Lineage: Eukaryota; Fungi; Ascomycota; Sordariomycetes; Sordariales; Chaetomiaceae
Exons: 3
Coding region: 1-1614 (537 amino acids)
Biological process (GO): transmembrane transport
Cellular component (GO): membrane
Molecular function (GO): transmembrane transporter activity
Source: RefSeq, a predicted model, not a curated record
AUGUCCUCCAGAGAGACUGAGCUUCACGCUUCCCCCAAUGGCGCCGUCAAGAUCCGCUCUGUCGUCUCCAAGCUGGACGAUGACACGCUACUGCAGCGCCUGGGCAAGCGGCCUCUUCUGAAGCGCAGCUUCAACUUCAUGUCUAUGCUAGGCUUCUCCUGCUCGGCGCUGCUGUCUUGGGAGGGCGUCCUGGUGACCUCGGUGUCUGGGCUGCUCAACGGCGGUCCUGCCGGCGUGAUCUGGGGUUUCCUGAUCAACUGGGUCGGCAUGAUGUCCGUGUACGCGACCAUGGCCGAGCUCGCGUCCAUCGCGCCGACGGCCGGCGGGCAAUACCACUGGGUGGCUAUGAUGGCUCCCAAGUCCUCUCGCAAUUUCCUGGCCUACCUGACGGCCUGGCUUACGACGCUUGCCUGGCAGGCCAUGGCAGUGUCGACGGCAUACAUCAUUGCCACCAUGCUGCAGGGCAUCAUCAUCCUAUCGCAGGGCCCAGAGCCGACGUACGUGCCCGAGAACUACCAGACAGUACUAAUACUGUGGGCCUCGGUGAUCUUCGCCGUGGUUAUGAACUCGACGACGGGGCGGGCGCUAGCCAGGUUCGAAGGGCUGGUGCUCGUGCUUCACCUGGCCGGCUUCUUCGGCGUGCUCGUGCCUAUGGUGUACUUCGUGCCGCAUGGCAUUGCCGGUAGCAAUGACGCGCGCACCGUCUUUGGAACCUUCCUCAACACCGGCGGCUGGUCCUCGCAGGGGCUCUCCUUUCUCGUUGGCUUCCCGCAGGUCGGUACCUCCCUGAUCGGCGCCGACUGCGCUGUGCAUAUGUCGGAGGAGAUCAAGUCGGCCUCCGUCGUCGUGCCGCGCGCCCUGCUGUACACUAUCUUCAUCAACGGCCUGCUGGCCUUUGGCAUGAUCGUUGGCCUGAUGUUCUCGAUCACGGACCUGGACAGCGCCCUCGAGGCUAGCAACACGAUGUUCUACCCUUUCCUGGAGAUCUUCCGGACCGCCGUCAACUCGACCGCCGGUGCCGUUGCCAUGGCCUGCGUCAUCCUCGUCUUGGCGGUGGCGAGCGCCGUCGGCGUCUACGCCUCGGCCUCACGCAUGAUGUGGUCGUUCUCGCGGGACCGGGGCCUGCCCUUCUCGAAGCUGCUAGUAAAGCUCACCAAAAACGCCCUCCCCUUCAACUGUAUCCUCGCGACCCUGACCAUCACGGUGCUCCUCUCGCUCGUGGCCCUAGGCUCCUCGGUCGCCCUCAACGCCCUGCUCUCGCUGAUCAUCGCCGCCCUGUUCUCCACCUACCUGCUCGUCACGACCCUACUGCUCUGGCGCCGCACGACGGGCGCCAUCCAGCCCUACGUCGUCGGCGCCGAGAGCCUGGACGCGGACAGUCUUGCCUGGGGACCCUGGAAGCUCCCGGAGCCGUUCGGCGUGCUAAACAACGUGUUUGCCUGCGUGUACUGCGUGUUUUUGCUCUUUUGGUCGUUAUGGCCGCAGUAUACCCCGACCACGCCGACCACGAUGAACUGGAGUGUGCUCAUCUGGGGGUUUGUGGUGCUGGCGAGCGUGACCUGGUGGGUGCUGCGGGCGAGACACUAUUUCAAGGGUCCAAUCCGGGAGGUGUGA